This is a messenger RNA of Olea europaea var. sylvestris, 537 nucleotides long. RefSeq lists its product as uncharacterized. The transcript has a single exon. The coding region runs from base 1 to 537 and encodes 178 amino acids. The record is from RefSeq and is a predicted model, not a curated record. Lineage: Eukaryota; Viridiplantae; Streptophyta; Magnoliopsida; Lamiales; Oleaceae.
AUGGGUGAAGAGGCUGGGAUAGAAGUAGAGUUUGAACAACCAACUGACAAGGAGAAUGAAAGGAAAGAAACACCUGCAGUGAGAGCACCCAGCCCCGUGAAGGCUUAUGUGCCACCAAUUUCCUUCCCUCAAAGGUUACAAAGAAAGAAGUUGGAUAAUCAGUUUGCCAAGUUUGUUGAGAUUUUCAAGAAACUGCACAUCAACAUUCCAUUUGCAGACGCAAUUGCUCAAAUACCCAGCUAUGCAAAAUUCUUGAAAGAGAUCCUAUCUAACAAAAGGAAGUUGGAAGAACAUGAGACAGUAUGCUUGAACGAGGAGUGCAGUGCAAUACUAUUGAGAAAGCUACCUCCUAAACUAAAAGACCCAAGGAGUUUCACUAUACCUUGCACAAUCGGUUCUAAUUUCUUUGAACAUUCUUUAUGUGAUUUAGGUGCCAGUGCUAAUUUGACGCCUCUCUCUGUCUACAGGUCUCUUGGAUUAGGAGAAGUAAAACCUACAACAAUCUCUUUGCAACUGGUCGACAGAUCGAUCAAAUGA